AUCGGUUGGAUGAAAGCCGAAGAUCAAACAAUAUUAACGUUUCACGAGCGUGUAGUUGCUUCAAACGGUCGAUUUAGCGUAAGUCAUGAGAAUUACAGAACUUGGUAUUUACAUAUACGAGACGUGGAGGAAACUGACAAAGGCUGUUACAUGUGCCAAGUAAACACGAUCGAAAUGCAAAAACAAAUCAGUUGUUUAGACGUCUUAGUUCCGCCGGAUAUAAUCACAGACGAGUCGAGCCCAGACCUCACGCUGAUGGAGGCCGAGAACGCCACCCUGUCGUGUCACGCCACCGGCAACCCCGAGCCAAAAAUCACGUGGAGGCGGGAAAACAACCAGCCACUGAUGCUGCGCACCGGUUCCAGAGACUUGGUCAAGCACAAUUCGUAUAUCGGUAACGACCUGAAACUUUGGCGGCUUGACAGAAGACAGACCGGCGUUUACUUCUGCAUAGCCAGCAACGGUAUACCACCCGCAGUCAGCAAGAGGAUAACGCUGAGCGUUUACUUUCCACCAGUAAUUGCGGUACCCAAUCAAUUACUAGGAGCGCCAAUAGGCACAGACGUGACACUCGAAUGUCACGUGGAAUCCUACCCAAAAUCUAUCAACUAUUGGGUCAGAAAUCGAACAAAAAUGUUGAUGGACGGACCCAAGCACAUUCUUCGAGAAACAAUAUCUGGCUACAAGGCUGCCUACUAUAUUGUUAUCAAGAUGUUCGACCAAACAGAUGUAGGGACCUACAACUGCAUAUCAACUAACUCCAUUGGAAACUCAGAAGGCACUCUAAGGGUGUAUGAGCUUCAGGGCGAUAUACCAAUUGGAAAGAGCUCCAAGAACAAAGUGGCCAGAUCGUCAGCGUGUCCAAAGCACAUGCACAUAGUUACGGUGGCCGCGUUGACCGCGGUCUGGGCCAAAGCCAUCGGUUGAAUAUCUCUUCACAUCGACAUCGAAAAAUAAAAUUAACUAAUCAGAUAUUUUUAAAUCGAUUAAAAUAACUUUUUUUUGUAUAAAUGAAUAUCUACUCGCCAAUUUAGGUAUUCGCUCAUCAACAGACUGGAUGUCUACUGUGAUCGUACUCGUUGUAUAAUAUUUGCCAAUAAUAUAACAUUUUAUGUUUCGCGUCGUAUUAUAGGGACUUCAAUUUAUUUAUUAUUAUUAUUUGCGUUAUAAAAAUAUAAUGAUUAUUUUAUUGUUUUUAAUGUACCUACUGCAGAGACAGGCGACCGCCCGGACAACAGCCGUAAACACAAAUCGUUCACCGACAAAUUGUAUCACUAUUAUCAUUAACUAAAAAUAGCUUUAAGAUUUAUAUAUUGACAUAUUGUUGUACUUGUACUUACCAUGGUGUCAGCCUUUGUUACGGGAACAUU
This is a messenger RNA of Myzus persicae (green peach aphid), 1370 nucleotides long. Its product is annotated as lachesin-like. The annotation marks the transcript as partial. Gene Ontology annotation, cellular component: neuron projection. Lineage: Eukaryota; Metazoa; Arthropoda; Insecta; Hemiptera; Aphididae. The transcript has 6 exons. The record is from RefSeq and is a predicted model, not a curated record.